AUGCGCUCCAAUCGCAACGCGAUAGGUCCCGGUAGGAAGCAUCGUAACCGGUCCUUACACUGCCGGACACUUUUCAUUGCAAAUCCUAAAACUUCAUGUGAGAACAUGGGUGCCUACAAGUACAUGCAGGAGAUAUGGCGCAAAAAGCAGUCUGAUGCGAUGCGCUACCUUCUCCGUAUUCGUACAUGGCAGUACAGGCAGCUAUCCGCUGUUCAUCGAGUCAGUCGUCCUACACGACCAGAAAAGGCCCGUCGCAUGGGAUAUCGUGCUAAGCAAGGAUACGUCAUCUAUCGUGUCCGUGUCCGCCGCGGUAAUCGCAAACGUCCAGUCACCAAAGGACAAACCUAUGGAAAACCCAAGACUCACGGAGUAAACGAGCUCAAAUUCGCCCGAUCAAAGCAGGCUAUUGCUGAGGAUCGCGCUGGUCGCCGCUUGGGUUCCCUUCGUGUACUUAACUCAUACUGGGUUGGAGAGGACUCCACGUACAAGUUCUACGAAGUUAUCCUAAUCGAUCCCUUCCACAAAGCUAUCCGUCGCAAUCCAGAUACUCAAUGGAUCACCAAGCCUGUACAAAAGCAUCGCGAGUUGCGCGGUCUUACUUCGGCAGGGAAGAAGUCGCGAGGACUCGGAAAAGGAUGGCGGUACGCUGCAACCCGCGGAGGAUCCCAAGCAAAGAACUGGAAGAGAAAGAACACCACAGUUUUCCGCAGAUUCCGUUAA
Molecule: messenger RNA, 720 nt
Organism: Necator americanus (New World hookworm)
Lineage: Eukaryota; Metazoa; Nematoda; Chromadorea; Rhabditida; Ancylostomatidae
Exons: 4
Coding region: 1-720 (239 amino acids)
Biological process (GO): cytoplasmic translation
Cellular component (GO): cytosolic large ribosomal subunit; ribosome
Molecular function (GO): RNA binding; structural constituent of ribosome
Source: RefSeq, a predicted model, not a curated record